AUGCAAUCAAUGCAAAGAGCGCCACACCAAUUUAAAAAAGCCAAGAGUUGUAGAGCUCAAUGCUUUAAGAACCGUCAUAGAAGACAUAAUGAUAUCCAGACUUCACAGACCACACCUGUUCCUGGACAAGUCAAUGUUGUUUUGAACACUGUCUCAAACGACACUAUCAACAGAGAACAUGCUGAUGCAAUCGAAGAUCAGAUCAUGGAUACACUCAACAGUGAAGAUAACGAUGAUCCAAUUAUGAAUAUCUUCAUUACCUUGUUAAAGUAUGAUGCAGAACUUAGCAACGACAUGGAUAUCAUUGAAAACGAAACAUCUCCUUUGGUUCUUGACUUCAGUCAGCCUGCACAUAACCCUGACAAAGACGAUGCAAAGAAUCUUGAGUUUCUCAAGAUCAUUAACGAUUUUGGUAUCUCCUGCAAUGCCCAUGAAAUGAUAGUCAAGCAUUUCAACAGCAUUUUGGAAACGUCAACUUGCAUUACAUACAGAGCAUGUACUCCUCAUCUUGGCAAAAAGCUUUUGAAGAGUUUCUCUGGUGUUGAAGAGACAGUUCAUGAUAUCUGUCAGAGGAACUUUGCCCAGCACCAAUAUCCGUAUGCUGGAAAGUUUCCAGAAUUUUUCCCAGGCCAGUGCAUCCAGCUGCAAAGGGUUAAACGGACAAUCCCCCUGGCAACAUUGAAGGUAUUCUCUGGACCAUUGUUUUUUGCCCUCGAUGAAAUGCAUGGACUUUGCCAUGGAAUAAGCAAGCAGGUCUGGGGUUUGGUUUCUGGUACCUAUGGAACAGGCUAUUGUUUUGCUCUUUCUUCUGGUGUUUGGAAGGAGAUCGGUACAGCAAUGGAUGUAUACAAGAACCCCGGGUCGUUCAAGGCCACCAAUUGGGCAGACUUUCUUCUGUUCGUCAUCCCUAUGCUGGUGGCAGAGCAUAUUGGAGAUGCAACUGCCUGGAACGCAUUACUUGGCUUGGUCCAAGCAUGUAACUUACUCAUGAGCUGGGAGUUAUCAGCAGAGGAACAAACCUCUAUCAAAAGUAAACUUGAAAUAUGGAACAUGUACCUGGAAUUGCUGCUUACAAGUGGAAAAAUCAAAAUCAAUAUUUUCACUAUAAACCAGCAUCUUCUUCAGCACUAUCCUCUCAUAAUUGACGCAUACAGCCCACCUCAUGCAUAUAGCACCAGAUCCGUGAAACGGGCAAUCAGUGAAUACUCAAGGGCUAUCAAGAGUAAUUCUGCUAUAAAUGUUAACACUGGAAAUAUCAUGCUUGGCUUAGCACAAAUACGACAAGCAGAGGCCAGAGCCACUCUGUUGACAGAUGAGGGUGAGCAUGUUGGUGCUGGGUCUGAUAUUGAGUUCUGGGGGCCUUUGAGGAAUAGAACGAUCCAAGAUAGUUUUGAAGACAUUUCUUGUCUUUUGAAACUUCUUGAAGACUUCUACGAAUCAAAGGGAGAAGAGUGUAGUAUGAUUGAAGCAGCUAUACAAACUAGCCACAAGGCAUUUGUCAAUGGUUGUGUGAUUGACUCUGCACUCGACCAAAAUUGUGUAAGGGAGGCACAUAACAUCAGAUUACAGAUUCAGGUUGAUGAAAACCGCAACAUAAAUUCUGCAUACUCCCCAGUUUACAAGGAUUUCUUUGGAAAAGUUGUUGUCUUCUUUGAGCACAGGCUCAACAACAAGAGUCAUCAAAUGCAAUCUACAUUUACUAAAAAUGUAAAGUCUGUAGUUAAAGCUUACUUUUGUCUAUCAGGAGAUUUAAUUGUAGGUGGCCGAAAACAUAGUCACAAAAGCAAAAAACCGCCAUUUUUUCCCAUAGUUAAUAUUUUCUACAAGUAUAUUCCUCAUCUCCAACAUCUAAAACAUAGACAAAAGACCAAUUGGCAAAGUCAGAUCUUUUAUUCUGAAAAGUCAACCAUUACUGGUUGCUUGUAA
This is a messenger RNA of Phycomyces blakesleeanus NRRL 1555(-), 1926 nucleotides long. RefSeq lists its product as hypothetical. The record is from RefSeq and is a predicted model, not a curated record. The transcript is spliced from 10 exons. Bases 1 to 1926 code for a protein of 641 amino acids. NCBI's taxonomy places the organism in Eukaryota, Fungi, Mucoromycota, Mucoromycetes, Mucorales, Phycomycetaceae.